CCGACCAUCUUCCCGGCUUCAGUUAUGGCAUGCGACUUGAUAUUUCGCAAGAUGCAUCAACUAAGCGUCACGAUUUAGCCUCGCGACUCAUCAGCGCCCCCUCCGACUCCGGGCGCUUAGUCUCAACGAUUGCCUUUUGCCUUCGGAUCUCUCAUCCAAGAUAUCCAGAUCUCCAUGAAACAGACUCCUGAGCACACAUGGCAAGCGCCAGCGACCAUAUUUUUGACAAAACGCUUUCACAUGAUGCCUACACGGUGGGCUGGAUUUGCGCGCUGCCGGUGGAGUUGACAGCCGCCAAGGGAAUGCUGGAAAAAAGACACGAGUCCCUGCCUCAGCCCGCGAAUGACUCCAACAAUUACGUUCUUGGUGAAGUAGCCGGCCACAAUGUGGUCAUCGCAUGCCUCCCCACGGGUGAAUAUGGAACGACUUCUGCCGCCACGGUGGCGACUCAGAUGCUCUCAACCUUUCAUCAAAUUCGCUUCGGUCUGAUGGUCGGAAUCGGUGGAGGAGUACCAGUCACUGCAGACAUUAGAUUGGGGGAUGUUGUGGUCAGCAAUCCGACAAAUGGGUUUGGAGGUGUUAUCCAGUAUGACUAUGGAAAGACAAUCAGCCAGAGAACCUUCGUGAGAACUGGGAGUUUGAACAAGCCGCCACAAAUCCUUCUCACUGCUGUCGUAAACCUGCGAUCGGAACAUGAUUUGAGACCAAACCGAAUUGGCCAAUUCGUGACGGACAUGAGCAAACGCUAUCCCCAAAUGGCAGAGACUUUGAAUCUUAACCGAAGCGCAGAUGACUUGUUCUCCACAGAGGUUAAUCAUGUAGCUGGUGAGGACACAUGCGCAAAAUGCGACCGAACGCGAUUAGUGUCAAGAAAGGUUAGAUCUUCCCCAAAUCCCGAAAUUCACUACGGGCUUCUGGCCUCGGGAAACCAGGUCAUCAAGGAUGCGAAGACUAGAGACCGAUAUGCAAGGGAACUGGGAAUCAUGUGCUUCGAAAUGGAAGCAGCUGGUCUCAUGAAUCAUUUUCCUUGUUUGGUUAUUCGAGGAAUCUGUGAUUAUUCCGACUCUCAUAAAAACAAGAAGUGGCAGGCAUACGCCGCAGCUACUGCAGCAGCCUAUGCCAAAGAAUUGCUAUCAGUCACGUCGGUUCCAGUUACUUGUAAUGCUAUCACUGCCAGAAGGUCCAUAGGCCCAGAAACCUUCACAGUGGACGAUCCUGCACGGUUCCUAGCCCUCGCGCAACGACCAGAAUGGGCGCUUGUUCACCAAGUGGAACAAACGAAGAAUAUGUUCGAGCGACUUUCAGAUUACGACCCCGAUCGCGCUCAUCGAAAUCAUCUCUGGAACAGGUGCCCGAAUACUACUGAGUGGAUUCUAGAGCAUCAAGCGUACAAAGCAUGGUUUCAUGGCACUGGGCCUCCGCUUCUGUGGUUAACUGGCAAAAUCGGUUGUGGGAAAACACUCGUUACGUAUGAGCAUCUAAAAUCUUGUACCCAGGAUUCAGGCCAUAUUGUCGCUCACUUUUUCUACACCCAUUCGAACCGAUCGAGAUUGGAGGCAAAGCAUGUAUUCGAAAGCUAUAUCAAACAAAUAAUCGGACAUUUUGAUAUGUUUCGAAUCCCGUGUCCUCCACAGGCACGGUCCUUGAUCAAAAGAUUUUAUGGGAAUGACCAACAAAUCCCGACCUUCAGAGAGAUCAUACAUGAAAUACUUGUCCCUCUAUGUCAAUCACAGUCGGGUAUCAUACUCGUCAUGGAUGGACUUGAUGAAUGCGACCGAUCACAAACUCUCAUGGUGCUCGGGGCAUUACGAGAAACUGCCGAACAGAGCCCUGUGAGGAUUUUUGUCUCCGGUCGUGAGGGACUUGACCUGCCAGGCGCCAUCCCCAACUGCAAUACAAUCAACAUGGCUGAUGAGGGCAGCAAAGCCGAUCUUCGAGCGUUCGUCGAAUGGAAGAUACACAUGAAAGUGAAGGAAAGACAGCUCACAGAAAACGAAUCUAUCCUUGAAGAGAUCGCCGAAACAUUAAUUGGAAAAGCUGGUCAUAUGAUGCUUUGGGUCAGCUUACAGCUAGAUAUGCUAUGGGACGAGUGUUACACGGACGCCGACAUCCGAAAAACACUCAACAAUCUUCCCAAGGACCUCAGCACAACCUAUGAUCGUUGUCUUUCUAAAAUCAGCGGAAAAAGCCAAAUGUUUGCGAGGCAAGUUUUGCCGUGGGUAUCCAUCGCUACAAGUCCAUUUACGGGUCGUCAGCUUCAAGAAGCGGUUGCAAUGGAUCCACAGACGGGUGAUAUUGUUCUUGAUAAUUUCGUACCCGUCAAAGAACUUGUCAAGUCUUGCUCCCAUCUCAUCACCUGGGACGUCAAUGACAAGAUUCAUCUUACCCACUACUCAGUUCUUCAGUUCUUGGAAAAUAAAGGUGGGGAACACUAUUCCUGGUUUGGUGAAAUUGUUCUUGGAGAUGAAAGAGCCGCACUUGGUGCGCUUUGCAUGAGGCAUCUUCUUUCACCAGCGUAUUCCCGGGCGCUGGUGUCCACUGAGAAACCCAAACAGGCCGCAGUAAAUGCUGGGACUAUGAUGCAGAAUUUGUGGAACCAUAUCCCAUACGCUAGUCGACUAGGCUUCAAAAAGGCUAACAGAGUCGCAAUUCGACUACCUUUAAACCCAUCGAAUAAGCAACGCCAGCAAGAGCCACCAGCUUUCUUCGAGUUUGCCAAAAAGCAAUGGCUUCCACUCACCAAGCACCUUACCCAGUCGUCUACAAACUGGGAUCGAUUCGAGAGACUUGCUCUGGAGCGGAACUUCGCAUGGAACAUCCACCCUUGGGAGCCCUUGGGCUUGUCCAUGGACUCCCAUUUUGCCGGGAUGUUGGGCUAUGCCAUCGUGGAACACCACAACCCACUAAUCUCCGUCUUAAUGCGCUCGAGAGGCCUUCAGCCGCGGACUGAUGUUUUCCGAUUACCACUACAUCCGUACAACAAUUUGCAACCGCUUCAUCUUGCUGCUAGAGCGGGAAACAGUGAUUGCUUAGUACAAAUAAUGGGUCAUAGUACCUUCAAUAUGUUGGACGAGAAUGAGAAAUGUUACGGAUUGAUCAAAAGGAUAAAGACGGCUCCACGGCACUUCACUUGGAAGCAAUUCAUGGGCAUGAACAAGUAGGACAGCACUUCAUCUGGCUGUCAUGAAUAAGAAACGAGACGCCGUGCGGGCAUUUCUUGCAGAGAGUGCAGACAUUUCAAUGA
Messenger RNA from Aspergillus steynii IBT 23096, 3244 nucleotides. RefSeq lists its product as uncharacterized. The record is from RefSeq and is a predicted model, not a curated record. Gene Ontology annotation, biological process: nucleoside metabolic process. Bases 198 to 3161 code for a protein of 987 amino acids. Gene Ontology annotation, molecular function: catalytic activity. The transcript has 10 exons. NCBI's taxonomy places the organism in Eukaryota, Fungi, Ascomycota, Eurotiomycetes, Eurotiales, Aspergillaceae.